AUGCAGGAUCCAGCAGCUUAUUAUCAGUCGAUGAUGGCGAAACAGCAGCAACCGCAAUUUCCGGAGCAAGAGCAGCUAAAGUGUCCACGCUGUGACUCACCCAACACCAAAUUCUGCUACUACAACAACUACAAUCUGUCACAGCCCCGUCACUUCUGCAAAAGCUGCCGCCGUUACUGGACCAAAGGCGGCGCUCUACGCAACGUCCCCGUCGGCGGCGGUUCUCGCAAGAACGCCAAACGAUCCACUUCCUCUUCUUCUCCUCCUUCCAACACCCACAACAAGAAGACCAAAAACCCGGAUCCGGAUCCGAAUUCUCAGAGCGGGACCAAACCGGAAAUGGAUCCGACCCGGAUGCUGUACGGGUUUCCGAUCGGAGACCAGGACGUGAAAGGUAUGGAGACCGGAGGGAGUUUCAGCUCGCUGUUGGCGUCGAAUAUGCAGCUGGGUCUUGGAGGGAUCAUUCUUGAUGGGUCGGGUUGGGAUCCGGGUAUGGGUUUGGGUAUGGGUUUGAGGAGAAGCGAGGCGGGUAAUAACGGUGGUGGUAACCCGUGGACCGAUCUGGCUAUGAACAGAGUGGAGAAAAACUGA
Molecule: messenger RNA, 591 nt
Organism: Microthlaspi erraticum
Lineage: Eukaryota; Viridiplantae; Streptophyta; Magnoliopsida; Brassicales; Brassicaceae
Source: the annotation of a GenBank genome assembly